UUUUUAAUUUGAUGAUUUUUUUUUUUUUGGACUUGCAUACAUAGGCAGGGAGUAUAGCUCUACACAGAAAAAUAAGGGGCCAGAAUUGUACCUUUUUUUUUGAGGUACGGCAGCUUGUCCCUAGAGCAUUACCCUUACAAGGACAUAUUUGUACCUUUUUACCUGCAAUAUAUGUGCAUUUUAGUACCUUAAAGGUAUACAUUACUACUCUAAGGUACUAAUAUGUACCUGUUGGGGUAAAAAAAAAAGGUACUGCUCCAGUAACAAGCUGUUGUACCCCAAAACAACAUUUACAAUAUUUAAACACAGCACUUUACCACAGUCAUCUAUGUGCUGUUAGGAAAGAGUGAAGGGUUUGUUUGAAAUCCAUUUUUAUAAAUGUAGUUUUUUAGUGUUUCGUUUUUAUUGUUUGUUUUUUUUUUCUUUUCAAAACAGCCAAACUACAGUUUGAUAUUAAUUGGAAUGAUUAUAAAAAAAUAUAUAUAUAUAUAUAUAAAAAGUUAUUUGUUUUUGCUAAUGAACUCUUCAAGUCUUGCGACAUGGGUGCAUGUUUGAUGAUAAUGAUAAAUUCUGAUAUGAUAUUUAAUGAGUUUGACAAACCUUUAUAUCUUAAGUCCAUCUUCGUUGGGUAUUGCAGCAUCUAAGUAUUUCAGUUUAUGUAUUUUUUUCACUUUUCACAUUAUACUACAUAGCGUGGAUGUAUAGUUAUACCUCUGAGAAAAGAGCUCUACCUCCAUGUCAGCCAGUUUGGUUUUAUCAACUCAGUUAUACAAGUUACAUCAAUACAUACAAUUCUAAAAUCAAUCAGUUAUUUGCAUGAAAAGGAUAUUACAGAGUUUGUUCGCCUGCUGCUUGGAAAGUGUUUGAACUUGAAUUUGAAUCUGAAUCACACGUUUCUUUUGGGAGAAAUAACUGUUAAGGUCUUUGCUCUUUACUUUACAUGACCAAUGCUGUUGCGUAUUUUGCAAUAAAUAUUAUUGGAGUAACGUUGAUGGGAGUUUUAAUUCUAUUAAAGGCAGUUUUAUAGUGUUUAAGUGAAAUCGUUUUCACAGCCCGCAAACGUGUUUAGAUGAUCCAAAAAGGUUUGAUAAGAAAUCAUAGUGGCUUUGGUUUGUUAAAGAUCCGGAAACGGGAAUCAGGUGAAGUCGAAAGAGAAAGUCUCGUCCUGGUGUGAGGAUGUCGAAAGAUGAGCGCGACAGCUGUAUAUUAUUUGUCAUAAUUUGAAACGUCGAACAUCAGGUAAGUGUUCUAUAAACAUUGUGUUCGUUUAUGGAAUGGAACGUUCUAAAAAUAAAGAAUAAACGUUUGUUUACGUUCUGAAGGAACUUGUUUGCUUCUCGCGGUUAACAUGCUCCCGCGCUUGUUUAUUUACCUUAAUGAAAUAAUUCCAUCAAAGGCGGAUUAAACAAUCUAUUUCUGGUUAUCAAACAAAAUUUAAUCGGUUUUGACUUUCAUUCAGAUAUUUUUUUUAAGACGUGUGCCAGGAGAAUCAAAUGAACAGGUCUGACGAGACGUUUGACAUGUUUGUACAGACGCUAUCCCUUAAAAGCGCACAAUUGCAAAUGUACAGUAGUGCACUACACACGUUAUUUACCGACAUUUUUUCUACGUAUGUGCAGAGUGUUACAGGGUGGUUUCGCAAUGCCCCUGUCGCUGGAGGACAAGGUGGAGAGGCUUUUGAAGGGAGAGGGGCUGGAGGUGACCGAGCUUCACUUCGCUCCCGAACCGAGGCAGCCGGUCACACGCAAAAACACAAGCUUUGCUGUGUGCGCGGUCAUCUUCAACUCUAGGAACGAGGUGUUGAUGAUCCAAGAGGCAAAGACGGUGUGUUUUGGUUCAUGGUACCUCCCUGCAGGUCGUAUGGAAGAUGGUGAAAGUAUCGAGGAGACCCUAAAGAGAGAGGUGAGAGAGGAGGCGGGAAUAGACUGUCAGCCAAUCACGCUGCUGCAGAUUCAAGAAAAAGGGCCAAGCUGGAUCCGCUUUGCUUUUCUAGCAGAGAAAACAGGUGGCUCUCUGAAGACGCCAGAAGAAGCAGACGCCGAAUCGCUGCAAGCUCAGUGGUACGAUCGCGAAUCUCUGCCUAAGAAUAUCCGUAAACGUGACAUUCUCACCCUCAUUGAUGCUGGGUUAAGGUAUCGCCAAAGCCCCUGGUUCCCGUGCUUACAGCCUGUUGGCUUCCCCUGUGACGUCGUCUGCCAAAGGCUUCUUCUCGCUUUCGCCUCCAGCGACGCCAACCUCGAAAACGGCGAUGAAGAGCGCAUAUGGCUGCUGCUGACCGACGACUCCCAACUUCCCGUCGCGGCCUCAGUCAAAGCACAAACUCUCACGCUCACCGCAAAAGCGCUGGUGAAGAGCUGCAUGCCCUCCAUUCACGAGCAGCUGAGCGUGAACACCUGUGGGAUUCUGGGAGUGCAGCACAACGGGACAGCUCCCGGACAAACCGAUGGGGUCUGUUUAAACACCCUGGUGCUGCUGGAGUAUAAUGAGGAAGAGGAGGAGAUUGGUCUCAGCCUUCCACCCAAACCAGAGAGCGCUGCUUUCAGAUGGCACGAAGUGACCAAUCAGAGCCUGAGGACUGAGAUACUGCGGAAGAUUCAGGAAGGCUCUGUCCUGCCUGUUCAGAGCACAUGAAUGGGAACCGAAGAGAUGUCCCUGUCAUCAUUAUUGCUGGUUUACACCAAGUACGAUAACUGUAACGUUAACAAUAUCGUUUCAAAAACGAGUUAAAGUCUAAAUCUAAAAGAAUAUACCUUUUUGUCAAUAAAAGAUUAUGAAUUUAAACUUCUGAUUGGAUGCUCUUCUGCUCCGCUCUUCAUAGGAAACCAUUCAAAUAGUGUUUUUGAUACAGCUAACGUCAUCAGUUUCGUGUUUUCUACGCACUUCAAGUUUGAGGAGUGACAAAUGACGGUCACGAAAGAAAUGUUAAAUGAUGUGCUUUUUUGAAAAACAUUUUAAUGGGUUUAACACUAGAUUAUCGGCACAGAAUAUACACUGGUUUGACUAGAUUCGCUGGAAACUGGAGAUUCUAAGCAUCGUUUAGGAAAAUUACGUAAAUGUAAUCACUUUUCCAGCUCAUGAAUGAUAAAAACAUUGGCAGCCAAUCAGAAUCCAUCCUGGUGAACAGACUUUUGCUUGUUGCUGUAAGGCACAUGGUUUGCAUCACGUUGGCCUCUAUUUUUGGUGUUAUUAACUGCGGUGUCCAUUUUUAAUGUUUUAACAGAGUCAAGAAAUGUUUACAUGAAUAAAUAAACCACUCAUAUUUGCA
Puntigrus tetrazona (Sumatra barb) is the source of this 3265-nucleotide messenger RNA. Its product is annotated as 8-oxo-dGDP phosphatase NUDT18-like. The transcript is spliced from 3 exons. Bases 1612 to 2631 code for a protein of 339 amino acids. The record is from RefSeq and is a predicted model, not a curated record. Gene Ontology annotation, molecular function: 8-oxo-dGDP phosphatase activity; 8-oxo-GDP phosphatase activity; magnesium ion binding. NCBI's taxonomy places the organism in Eukaryota, Metazoa, Chordata, Actinopteri, Cypriniformes, Cyprinidae.